Molecule: messenger RNA, 4277 nt
Organism: Cryptotermes secundus
Lineage: Eukaryota; Metazoa; Arthropoda; Insecta; Blattodea; Kalotermitidae
Gene: Hip1
Product: huntingtin-interacting protein 1
Exons: 21
Coding region: 93-3071 (992 amino acids)
Biological process (GO): actin filament organization; clathrin coat assembly; endocytosis
Cellular component (GO): clathrin-coated vesicle; actin cortical patch
Molecular function (GO): clathrin light chain binding; phosphatidylinositol-3,5-bisphosphate binding; clathrin-cargo adaptor activity
Source: RefSeq, a predicted model, not a curated record
GAAAACUAGUUACGGAAGGAGCCAUAAAAGCAGAGAGAACGGUCGGUCUGUAUAUUAUUAUUAUAAGGUUAUUGCGUGUGUUGUGAUGUGAUAUGGCAUCAUUAUCGCUACCCAGAGUUCUGCAACAGCGGAAAACAAGUCUCGAACAAGAAAGAGAAAAUUUUGAAAAGUGCCAGGCAAUCAGUAUUAAUAAAGCCAUCAAUCAGAUUGAAACACCAGUGAAGGAGAAACAUGUAAGAAGUACAAUUAUUGGAACCUUUCAUGAAAAGGGAGCACAGACUUUUUGGGUAUGUGCACUGCGACUUCCUUUGCAAGACAAUCGAAUUGCAGCAUGGAAGUUUUGUCAUGUCCUGCAUAAAGUUCUUCGAGAGGGACAUCCACAAGUUCUUUCCCACUCCCAGCGACAUCGAGGAGAAAUAGAAGAUUUGGGGAAACUUUGGUGUCACUUACGAGAAGGCUAUGGGAAACUUAUACAAUGCUAUACAGUUCUGCUCAUAACUAAGUUGGACUUCCAUCGCCGCAACCCUCGCUUCCCAGGCAACCUUCAGGUUACGAAAGAGGAACUUGAGAGCAUUGGCGAGAAUGAUAUCAAUAAUUAUUUCCAAAUGUCUGUAGAAAUGUUUGAUUACAUGGAUGAAAUUUUAAAUCUGCAGUCAGCAAUUUUUGGCUCACUCAACAUGUCACGUUCAAACUCUAUGAUGAGCUCUGGUCAGUGUCGCCUUGCACCACUCAUACCCUGCAUUCAGGACUCAUCACAGUUGUAUGACUACUGUGUAAAAAUACUCUUCAAACUGCAUGCAAGUCUUCCUCCUGAUACGCUAGCAGGUCACAGGGAGAGGUUUCUGAAGCAGUUUCAAGACUUGCGUCAGUUUUACUUGAAUGCAAGCACGAUGCAGUACUUCCGGAACCUCAUCCAGAUUCCUCUGCUGCCUGAGACACCACCUAACUUCCUUGUGCAAUCAGAUCUGCGAAGCUAUGUGACUCCUGUUGUUAUUCUUCCGCCAGAAGAUACGGUUCAUCAUAACGAUAGUGACAAUGUGGUGGAUGGAAACCUUGUAGACACAUCAGAUGCCAACUCCCUGACAGGAGAUCUAGUAGACUUGAACCAUCGAAAUGGUUCAGUCUCACCAGAUGUUCUUGCAGAAAGGGACAGUUUGAUAGAGCAUCUGCAGCAAGAGAUCGCUCACCUAAGGAAGGAAAUACAGAGGUUAAUCCAUGAACACCAAAGAAUAGUGGAUCAACUGAAUGAGAAAAUUGGGGAGCUGCAAGUGGAUUUAGCAACAAAGGACAGUGAACUUCUACAAGAAAGGCAAUUGAAAGAAGAUUUGUUGCAACAAACUGAAGCUGUUUCAAAGUUCCAGGAAACAGAGCAAAAGGCUAAAACAGUAGAAGAAAAAUUCCAAAAGCUGAAGGAUAUUUACAGAAAACUAAGAGAGGAACAUAUCAAACUCAUUCGACAGAAAGCUGAUGUAGAUAAACAGCUUCUUAGUGCACAGAGUAUGAGUGACGCUGCUGUUAGGUCAAAGGCCCAAGCUGAAUCCAGAAUACAGGAACUGAUGUUAGAAAAAUCUCAGACGGAAGAAUCACUGCAGAAAUCUUCUAAUGAAGCACAAGCAGAACUUGUACAUCUGAAGCAAAGUCAGGAAGCAGCUAAAUCUGAAAAUCAGAAUCUAGCCUGUAAAGUUGAGUGGCUUCUGAGUGAGAAGGGUUCAGUGGAAUCUCAGCUUCAAGACGUGUUGGCUCAAAAGGAGGACCUUGAUGUGCGACUUAAAGACACUGAGGGCAGGAUGAAAGAACUGGAGUCACGACUACAGGAGGAAAAAUUCAACAGGCUGUAUCAGCUGUUGGUGACAUGUAUAUCACAAGCAGAAGGAGUAGUACAAAAAUCGAUUCAUGAAGUUGACAAUCCAGCAAUUUCUGCUGUUACAUGUACACCAGAUUAUUUUAGAGGUUUGAUUGAACCAGUUCAGAAUUCAUUAAAUGACCUUGGAAGUUCAUAUAAGUCUUUCUAUUCAAACUCUGCAGCAAUUGAUAACCUGGUUCAGAAUGUAAUAUGUGUGGCUCAACUUGUUGCUAAUUACAUACUGCAAGGAAAGACCACAUCUAACACAUCUCCUGAUAUAGAGUUUGGAGAACACAUAGCUGAAGUGUGUAAAUUAGUUGGAAGCUCAGCUCUAAUUCUACUGGCCAGUAUAAAAAAUCGAAAUGAAGCUGAUGGCGUCGCUGCUCAUGUUGUCGCGGUGAAAAGCAGAGUGUCAGAGGUUGCAGAACUAAUUGAGAAACUCACAAAUGCUGUUAAAGGGGAUUCUGCAGAAGUGAUUGGUGACUUGGUUGAAUCAGAGCUUGCUAGUAUGGACAAAGCAAUCGAGGAAGCUGCCAAUCGGAUAGAAGAAAUGUUGAGUAAAUCCAGAGCAGCAGACUCAGGGAUCAAGCUUGAAGUUAAUGAGAAAAUCUUGGAUUCAUGUACAAAUCUCAUGCAAGCAAUCAGAGUAUUGGUGCAGAAAUCACGGUUACUGCAGGCUGAGAUUGUUGCUCAAGGAAAGGGUACGGCGUCUGCUAAGGAGUUUUACAAACGGAAUCAUCAGUGGACAGAAGGUUUAAUAUCUGCAGCGAAAGCUGUUGGAAUGGGAGCGAAGUUCCUUUUAACAGCAGCAGACAAAGUAGUGAGUGGGCAAGGUAAAUUUGAGCAGCUUGUAGUGGCAUCACAGGAGAUUGCAGCAAGCACGGCCCAGCUUGUUGUGGCAAGCCGUGUUAAGGCUGAUCGUAACAGCAAGAAUAUGUCAGCCCUUUCUCAAGCGUCAAAGGGUGUUACUCAGGCCACAGGUGGAGUGGUGGCUACUGCCAAGUCAUGUGGGCAGAUGAUAGAGGAGAAUGAGGACCUAGACAUGAGUGGCCUGUCACUGCAUCAGGCUAAGCGAUUAGAGAUGGAAUCCCAGGUGCGAGUCUUAGAACUCGAGGCAUCAUUGGAUCAGGAACGCCUACGACUUGCUGCCCUCCGUCGCCAUCAUUACCAGUUGGCUGGUGAGGUUGAAGGUUGGGACAAGGAGUCACUUCAGGAUGUCACCCAAUGAUGAGGUUGAAACUGUGUAACUGUGUCAUUCAUGCUGACUACACUUGAAUGACAUCUGAGCUGUUCGUGAGUCCAUGCAUAGUAAAAUGUUGUAUUUAAUAUAAAAUAAUUGACAAUUUUAUGGACUGAAACCCUGCUGAUUUGGAUGAUGUAUAUGUAAAUAUUGUAGCAUUUGAUAUAUUUUCCUAUUAUGAGUAAAAUAACAUCCUUUUAUCAUUAUUCAUUGUUAUCAGUUAACAUAUUCAUAUUUGAUAGUAUUUAUUAAUAUUUCAGAACUUAGCUGAAAUGUAAAAGUAUAACCAUAAUCUUAUUCACAAUCAAAAAAUGAAUGUAACUCAAAUCUUGCCAUGCCAAGAACAGUGGAAUUACAAGACUUGAGUUGCAUCCACAGAACUUGGUGAACAUUAAGGUUUGGACAUUCUUUUUAAUGUGCAUACCAUUUUGAAGAAUGUAAUCAGUGUGACAGAUGAGAGAUUUCAACAGAGUUAAUAAUAAAUUGUCCUUUGGUAUCAUUUUCAUUUGCGAAGAUGUGUCUUUAUUGUUGAAGUUUAUUUUCAUGGUUUGGUUUUUAUUUUUAUGAUGGAAAUUACUCAGGGAUUGAAAGUAAAUUGGCUGAAUUGCAUUUCUCAGUGUUUUGGGAAACUGACUGAACAGUUGAGUUGUUUUGCAUUAUGGUAUCUUGUCGGAAGGAAGAGAUGAAACCAAAGGAUGCCAUUGUCUGUGUAUACGGUACAAGCACAAGCAUAAAAUGUGAAAUAGUAAUAUAUAUAAAUAUAUAUUAUAUUUGUAGGAGAAUUUUAGUGUGGACUAAAAUAAUGCGCUGUUCAAUAAUGAAGGAUGUUUAAAAGUGUUUCUGUAUGCCAUUUUUACAGUAAUAUAAAGUGAGUGUUCACAUUCACCAGUGUAAUGUUGGUCUGUCAUUGAGUUGUAUAACAAAUUAAUGUAACUUGUGUCAGCUAUAAGUAACAUUUAUCACAUAAGUGAUAUAAACUAAUAAUCAUGUUAGUAGAAUGUAUUGAAAUUAUUUGUGAUGUAUUAUUUCGUGUACUAGGUUUUCCUAGUCAAAUUUCAGAGACGAAGUUGUGUAUAGUUCAUUUAUGUAUAUCUUUAUUGCAACGAUAAUAUUGUGUUAAUUAUGUUAUUACUUAACAUUUCUGUAUGAAUGCUGUAAUAAUUGCAACAGCUGAGAGUACAAAUGUUUAAAACA